CUGCAGAAUGUUCAUCAUGCAGGACAGCCAAUGCCAGGUGACGACCAGGAUGACAUUGUAAUGACUAGUACUGAUAGCAAUAUCCGGAAUACCACGUGCCCUGUUAGUGGAAAGCAUGUCACUGAUUUGGAAAAUCCAGUUCGCAGUAUUGACUGCAAGCAUAUAUAUCAACAAAAGGAGAUUAUGCACUACUUGCGGGCAAAGGGGGGACGUGGACCAUGCCCUAUUGCAGGUUGUCCUAGGAUGUUGCAGGCGGACAAAUUUGUUCCUGAUCCACUGCUACCACUUGAAAUUCAAGAAUUGCGUGAUAUGAUGCAGCACCAAACCUCUGAUACUAACGCCAUAGAGGAUUUCACCUUGCUGGAUGAAGACUGAUGGAUUUGAAAUGUAGAAAACUAAUUGUCUUGUUUAAGUGCAUUUCCUAAACUGAUUUUUGUAUAGUGACCUGGUUUAGGAGUUGCCAGUAGUUCAGUAUAUGCAUAAAGCACUUCAAGGAACUUCCUUGUAUUCCUAUAUUAUGUUUGGCAUGGCACAACUCUCAAUUUUUGUACUACUGGGAUGUACUUUUGGUACCCUAUGUAUGUUAGGUUCUUUAAUGGGAACAACAAGGAAAUUGACUAGACGUAAGUUUAGCUUCCUAUCCAACUUCUAGGCCUUCUUUGUGGUAAAUACUUGUAUUCUAGAAUGUUUUGUAAAAUUUUAUAUGCAUCCUCACAUUGUACCCU
This is a messenger RNA of Fragaria vesca subsp. vesca, 725 nucleotides long. Its product is annotated as E3 SUMO-protein ligase MMS21-like. Bases 31 to 375 code for a protein of 114 amino acids. Gene Ontology annotation, cellular component: nucleus; Smc5-Smc6 complex. The record is from RefSeq and is a predicted model, not a curated record. The transcript has 3 exons. NCBI's taxonomy places the organism in Eukaryota, Viridiplantae, Streptophyta, Magnoliopsida, Rosales, Rosaceae. Gene Ontology annotation, molecular function: SUMO ligase activity; zinc ion binding. Gene Ontology annotation, biological process: protein sumoylation; double-strand break repair via homologous recombination.